GGCAGGGAAGGGCUGCCGCAGCCUUCGGGGCGGAGAGGGAGCUCGCUGAGCCCCGCUGGGAGCCAGGGAGGCCGAGGGGCGCGGGGACCCCCCCCCCCGGGACAGCAGGAUGGAGCCGCCGGCUCCUGAAAACCCCCGCUGGAAUCGUUCCCGUCGGGGGGGCUGGAGCUGCGCUGCCCGGGCUGAGCGAAGCUGCUUGUGAGGGGAGCCGGGGAAUUCCAGGAGCAGGCGGCAUUCCCUCCCUCCUUCCCUCCCUGCCAGGUCCCGCUCUGCCCCCCCCUUCCUGUCGUCACCCCGGGAAGCGUGUGGGACAGAGGGAUAUCAGUCCUGCCGCUCCAGGGGAUGCAAUAAACCGCCGGGAAUCCUGCCCUUCUGGCGGCAGAAGAUGCGGGCUGCUCCGCUCCAGGUGCUGCUGCUGCUGCGGGUGCUGUGCCUGGUCCCGGCGGGAGGGCAACCCAAGGCACCUCUGAGGUGCUCAACAGAGUGCAGCCAGUUUACGUCGGGGAUCGCGGCGAAGCGGAUCAGGAGCUACCGCAGGACCGAGCCCCUCUGCCCCAAGGCAGCUGUGAUAUUGAUUACUCUGAAGUCCCUGGAGAUCUGUGCAGAUCCAGAGGCAGACUGGGUGAAGAAGAUCAUAGAAAAACUUGACCAGAAGAAGGCUGCAGCCUCCCCGCUUCCACGUGCUGCCACCUCAGUGGCACCAGAAGAGCCUGGUGGUUUUCAGAAACAUGUUGGUCUUGCAACAGCUCCAUCUCAAGCCACUCCUUCAACUAGUUUCUUCCAAGGCACUGGCAGGUCCCCACCAGCCAUGGAGGACACCAUCCAGCAUUCUGCAGGAUCAUCCCCUGUGCCACGGGAAGGUGCUGCCCACUCUGAAGUCACUCCAGAAGCAAACAGAGAUUCCGUAAAAUCUCCUACACCUUCAACAACUUCUGCAGCAGGCAUGGUCUCCAGCCAGCCUGUCCCACAGCCCAUGGCUCCUGGGCAGGGCUUUGACAAUGCUGUAGGAUCUACAGAAGAACCUGAAGGACAUACCACAAAAGCUGACGUUCAGGAUCUGAGUUCUCCUGGCUCAAAUUCAGACUCCGUGGCCAUUCCUAAAGGAUCAGACCAUGUUGUACUUUCUACAAACAAAUGCCUGGAGCCUACAAGUGCAAGAGCCAACACACCAGACCCUGCUUCUAGCAGUUCUACUUCACACCUUCCCUCCAUCCUGGGCAGCAUGGAGAGCACAGUCCCAGCCACACCAGUUCCACCAGCGACUACAUCAGUUUCUGCUCUGAAGUCCACAACUGCUGUAGACACAGGUCGUUUUGUCCACAUCAGCAAGGUUGUCAGUUCCUCUGCAGUUCCUUUUGGUACUAGAACAUUUGAUUAUUCAUCACCUGUAGGAAAGCAAGAGCCUCCAGACCUGCUGGUUUUUACCAGCCAAGCGUUCUCAGGCCAAGCCGAUGAUUACAGACGGAAUGAGCAGACAAUUCCAGAAGGACAAAACAAUCUCCCUCCCCCCAGCUCCUUGUCAGCAUCUCAAAUGCACUUUGUCAUCCCAGUUGCUGUGGUAGGAGGCCUGAUGGCUUGUUGUGUUGCUGCUGCCUGGCUGUAUCUGAAGUUUGGAGUCAAAACAGAAGACAUGUCAGGAGAGAUGGUACGGGGCUUGCUCUACCACAGGGAGGGGCAGGAACACAAUGUCUAUCCAAUGGAAGUGAUCUGAGUGCUUUCUGGGGUGGAUAUUUUUGGCUUAAACUACACGUGUGUUGCUGCAGGAAAGCCAAGUUUGUGCUGAACUGGUGACCAGCAGAAAGCAAGGCAGGGAAGGAAAAUGCCAGAGAAAACUGGUUUUUUUUUGUGUUUUUUUUUUGCACAGCAAAAUGUCUACAAGAAAUAGAUAAUCAGUCGCUGACCAAUGGUGGCAUUUUGGAAAGAAAUGAGCUGAUUUUUUUUUUUUGCUUCUGGCACUAUGAUGUACCAAGGCUGCUCCUUGGUGGCUCUUUACCAGGUGGUGGGCAGAAGGGAACCUCCAACUCGCUGUGGGGAAUUUUGCUGGUUUCCUCAUGGCCCAGCUGAGAAGCCACCCACUUCCCCAUGCUGCUGCAGUGGGGCUCAGCCAUCCUGAGCCACCUGGACCCCAAAACCACACCCUUUGCACUUAGCAAACUCUGCUGCUUCUUCCUUUGCACUUCAGGUCAGUGCUCUGUUAGACCCAGAGGGCUGCUGGUGGUCAGCUGGGUGCUGGCUCUCCUCGGGCUGGUCAAGUCCUCCAUUUCCUCUUGCUGGAGACACAAGGGGCAGCCUGGCUUUUCAGACAGAGGUGACAAAACCCACAUCUGAUCAAUGGACUGAAGGUCAGUGCUACUGAUUCCACAUUCACAGGAGCUGGCAACCCCACAGUCUGUGUCCUGCACCCGUCUCAGACCACCUUUCUCUCCAACAGCUACGGGUGUUUCUUCUCGUGGGUUUGGUCUGAGACCUGGUUCUUGGCAACUCAACUGCAAUAAAACCCUUCUCCCAGCUGACAUGUCCAACAGCAGGGCAGGAUGAUGUGGAGAACCCUCUGCAAAUAUGGGGAACAAGAAGUAUUUUUGCUGUUCCCUUCACACCAUGGGAGAGGUUUUUCUGUUCUCUGCAAGCACAAACCAGGCAACACGUCUCUUGGAGGAGCUGAGUGCAAUUCUGGGUUUAGUCAUCUAGGAAUCACCCCAUCACAGCAGAUGUACCAUCCUUCUGGUCCCAUAUUCUCUCCAAGCAUGUUUGCUGAUCCUCAAAAAAGCACAAAAAGCCUGUUCAAGGUCCUGCAGUUUGGUUGUUCUUUGUUGCACGGCACUGAUCACCUGGCCAGUAAAGCACCAUUAACAGGCUCCGGCUUCUUUUAACCCAAACUGGUCUUGAUUUUGAGACAGUUGCUCUGUGUAAACCUCAUCUUCCAGCAGCGUGUGGUUCCUGAAAGCCCUUGUUCAACGUUGACUCCAGAAUGAAUUUUGCUGGAGCAUGCAAAGGUCUUCACUGUAUGAUGCUUUGUAGGUAGAGAUACAUCCCAAGGGUCAGAUCCUCCUCUAACCAAGCCCAAUGGAUCAGAUCCCAGAGCACAAAUAUGCAUGUAGAAAAAAAAAAAAAAGUAAAACCACAUAAAAAGCAAGAAACUUGAAGCAAAAAGGAUGGGCCAGCUGUGAGGAAGAGCUGUAGUAAGGUGACCCCCCAUCCCACCAUCCACCACGGAGGUGGAGGGGAGAGGCUGCAGUGGUGUUUGGUUUUUGCCAUCAUUCCAUCCCUUGUGUUUUGGAUGUUGUUGGUUUGAGUGAGAGGAGCCAGGGCUUCAUCUGGGGCUCUGCAAUCAGGUGAACUGUCAUCAGGAAUCUGGGCUGGAAGCCCUUGUGCAGCAGUCCUGUGCAGCCCAGCUGUGUCCCACCAGCUGGCGUUGAUCUACCUGGAGGGUUGGUGACCUCGUGGUUCACAAAGUGGUUUGUCAUGGCAUUAUUUUUGUAUGAAACACCAGAAAUGGUAUUUUUGUAGUAAAGUUUUGUAGCCGUUUG
This is a messenger RNA of Apus apus (common swift), 3527 nucleotides long. It is a transcript of the gene CCL22, whose product is annotated as C-C motif chemokine ligand 22. Gene Ontology annotation, cellular component: extracellular region. Bases 386 to 1711 code for a protein of 441 amino acids. Gene Ontology annotation, biological process: inflammatory response; G protein-coupled receptor signaling pathway; cellular response to interleukin-1. Gene Ontology annotation, molecular function: CCR chemokine receptor binding; chemokine activity. The record is from RefSeq and is a predicted model, not a curated record. NCBI's taxonomy places the organism in Eukaryota, Metazoa, Chordata, Aves, Apodiformes, Apodidae. The transcript is spliced from 3 exons.